CAACCUCCCAUUGCUGCUUUUCUUUCUUUUCUUUUCUUUUCUUUCUUCCGGUUUCCGGGGCGAAACCCGACCGGCGGCAAUGGCGUCGCCGGAGACGUGGACGGACGAGAAGCAUUUCCGCUUCCUGAGCUCGGUGGAGGCGUCCUUCGUCCGCGACGUCUUCGGAAACAAGAACGGCGGCGGCGACGGCGGCGGGGGGCUCCGUCUUGAUCGGUAUCUUCCCGACAGCUCCGAGUCCACCCAGGAUUUGCAGUCCCAGAGAAGGAAGAAGAGCACGACCUCAUCAUCAGACGGCGUGGGAGCGAGGCCGAGAUCGGACGGCAGGCAGGACAAGAGAUCGCACAAGGUUUCAUCGCAAUCCAAUAGAGAUUCCUCUCACGAUCAGGUGGUCCCACAGCUUGCUGAUGUCAUGGUCGAGAAGGGACCCACCAAGUCCAACGCGCCGUAUUGAAGACACGUGGCACCCACGGCCAGCCAACGAGAGA
Syzygium oleosum is the source of this 485-nucleotide messenger RNA. RefSeq lists its product as uncharacterized. Lineage: Eukaryota; Viridiplantae; Streptophyta; Magnoliopsida; Myrtales; Myrtaceae. The record is from RefSeq and is a predicted model, not a curated record. Gene Ontology annotation, biological process: regulation of circadian rhythm; response to cold. Bases 80 to 451 code for a protein of 123 amino acids. The transcript has 3 exons.